UACGCAGAGAUAUUUCUAGUAGAAUCUAGCAAGGUUUUAAAGAUGGCGGCAUCCUUUCGGCUUCGGCACGCGAUAAAAUUGGGAAAAUUGUUUCCUAAACAAAUAACUUAUAAUGUCGAAAGAACGAUUAUUGAACGAACAUGUAGACAACUUGCCGUAAUUCCUGGUAACCACAGACGUUGUUUUUCAUCACAAACAGCAACUCAAACUUCGACUGAAUAUCAUAAUAUAAUACAAGAUACAGAAAAAGUUACAGGAGAGAAAGCUAAACAUGACUUUCAAUCAGAGACUCAGAUGUUAUUGCAAAUUGUUGCAAAAUCAUUGUAUUCUGAUAAAGAGGUAUUUGUUCGUGAAUUGAUAUCUAAUGCCAGUGAUGCUUUGGAAAAGUUAAGAUACCUUAGACUAAGUAACACCGAAGUUGGAGAAGUAGCUGGUGAUAGAAAUUUAGAAAUUCACAUUGCUACUGAUAAACAGAAUCGUAUUCUAACUAUCCAAGAUACAGGAAUUGGUAUGACACAUGAAGAGUUAAUAUCCAAUUUAGGAACAAUUGCUCGUUCUGGUUCCAAAGCAUUCUUGGAACAAAUCAAAGAUAAACAAAGUGAAGGAGAUCCAUCUAAAAUUAUUGGACAAUUUGGAGUUGGUUUUUAUAGUGCAUUCAUGGUAGCAGACAAAGUUGAAGUUUAUACUAAAUCUUAUGCCAAUGAUGCUGAAGGUCUUUGCUGGUCAUCUGAUGGAUCUGGAUCUUUUGAAAUAUCACAAGCAGAAGGUGUGCAACCAGGUACUAAAAUCGUGAUACAUUUAAAACCUGAUUCUCGUGAAUUUUGUGAUGAAAGUGUAAUUAAAGGUAUCAUCACAAAGUACAGUAAUUUUGUAGGCAGUCCUAUUUAUAUCAAUGGUCAAAGAGCUAAUACAAUACAGCCUUUAUGGAUGCUUGAUCCAAAAGAUAUCACGUCUCUACAACAUGCAGAAUUUUACCGAUUUAUUGGAAAUUGUUUUGAUACUCCAAGAUUCAUAUUACAUUAUACGACCGACGUACCGUUGAGUAUAAAAGCGUUAUUAUACUUUCCGGAAGAAAAGCCAGGUCUAUUUGAUUUAGCUAGAGACGCAGCCGGAGGAGUAGCAUUGUACAGUAGAAAAAUUUUAAUUAAAAGUAAAGCGGAAAAUCUUUUACCAAAAUGGUUACGUUUUGUAAAAGGUGUCGUUGAUUCGGAAGACAUUCCUCUUAAUUUAAGUCGCGAAUUAUUGCAAAAUAGCACUUUGAUUGGAAAAUUACGCAACGUACUCACGGCUCGCAUAUUAAAGUUCUUGCAAGAUCGAUCUGUAAAACAACCUGAAGACUAUAGUAAAUUUUAUAAAGAUUAUGGAUUAUUUUUGAAAGAGGGUAUCGUUACUAGCAAUGAGCAAUCAGAGAAGGAAGAUAUAGGAAAAUUAUUAAGGUUCGAAUCUUCUACAACUGCUCCAGGAGAGCUAAUUAGUCUUCCACAAUAUUGUAGCCGUUUUGGUCAAGACCAAAAACAUAUAUACUAUUUGUCAGCACCUAGUCGUACAUUAGCGGAACAAUCACCGUAUUACGAAUCUCUUAAAAAACGAAACGUUGAAGUUCUAUUUUGUUACGAACCUUAUGACGAAUUAGUUUUAAUGCAUCUAAGGCAAUUUAAUUCUCAUAAUUUAAUAUCGGUUGAAAAAGAGAUGCGAGAUGGUAGCGACGCUACUAAAACAGAAAAUUUAGGUGUUAUUAAUAAGGAAGAAAUGGAUGGCCUCGUAAGUUAUAUGCAAAAUCUUCUGAAGAGAAAGGCUUACGAAGUUAAAAUGACAAAUCGCCUUGAAUCACAUCCUUGUGUAGUCACUGUUCAGGAUAUGGCUAGUGCGAGGCAUUUUAUACGUACGCAAAGUCAUCAAUUAAACGAAGAAACGCGUUACAAUAUUCUUCAACCGAGACUUGAAAUUAAUCCAUCUCAUCCAUUAAUUAAGAAACUUUGUCAAUUAACCAAAAAUGAUUCAAAACUUGCGGAUCUUCUUAUACAACAGUUGUUCAUGAGUGCAAUGGUCGGUGCAGGAUUAAUUGAAGAUCCACGCAUACUGUUAAAUCCGAUGAAUGAAUUACUAACGUUGGCUUUAGAGAAACACUAAAGCUAUUAUUUUGAUCCAUCUAAAAUCUAAGUUUUUCUACAAUUCCAUUGUAGAUAAUGUGACGAAAUUAAGUGCAACAAAAGUAUUCUUACAUUGACCUUUUAGAAAUAGCAAUCAAAUAAAUGUUACUUAAAUAUGAAA
Molecule: messenger RNA, 2271 nt
Organism: Vespula pensylvanica (western yellowjacket)
Lineage: Eukaryota; Metazoa; Arthropoda; Insecta; Hymenoptera; Vespidae
Gene: Trap1
Product: heat shock protein 75 kDa, mitochondrial
Exons: 13
Coding region: 43-2130 (695 amino acids)
Biological process (GO): protein folding
Cellular component (GO): mitochondrial inner membrane
Molecular function (GO): ATP hydrolysis activity; ATP-dependent protein folding chaperone; protein kinase binding
Source: RefSeq, a predicted model, not a curated record